AAUCUGGACAGUGUACGAAAUGCAAAACAUCUCAGUCUUAUGUUGAGAAUGUACGUUUUGGAUACGUUUGUUAACUCUCCAUUGUCUGUCACCUUUUUACAUCAAGUUCGAACUGAUAUGGAAACAGCACGAACAGCAGGAUGGAGCGUUAUCUUACGUUAUUCUUACACAACCACACAGAGAACAUCUGCACCGUAUGGCGAUGCUACUAAAAAUGUAAUGCUGAACCACAUUCAACAACUAGGUCCUAUCUGGACCGACUUUCAAGAUGUGAUAUCUGUUAUACAAGCUGGUUUUAUCGGAACAUGGGGUGAAUGGUAUUAUACUACAUCAUUUGGUGAUCCACAACAUCCUUCAAGUACUGGUCAAAAUGGUAUAUCUAAUGAACACUGGACAGACAGAAAGGGUGUUUUGUUUGCUAUCCUACAAGCAGCGCCACAAUCAAUAUCCGUUCAAGUAAGAACAACCUUAUACAAGACACGGUUCUUUGGAGAAUCUGCAACCCAGGCUUCAGAUGUUUGGGAUCAAACAAAUAAGGCAAGAAUAGGACACCAUAAUGAUUGUUUUCUGAAAUCUGAAACUGAUGCGGGAACAUAUCUAGACAUUGUGAAAGACAAAGCCUAUCUGGCUGCAGAUUCAGCACGAGUACCAGUGGGCGGCGAAACCUGUGGUCGCAGUUCCCGCAGUAACUGUAAUACAGCAACAAAAGAAUUGGAAGAAUUUCAUUGGUCCUUUAUAAAUAGAGAAUACCAUCCAGAUGUCUUGAAUGAUUGGAAGAGCCAAGGGUGCUAUGGUAGUAUCGAAAAACGUCUUGGUUACCGACUUAUUCUUGUAAAGGGGGAAUUCCCAAGGACAGCUUACCAUGGUAAUACUUUGUGUUACAAAAUAACAUUGAAGAACAGUGGUUAUGCAACACCUUAUAAGAAAUGGGUUGGACACCUUUUAUUGCGUUCCAAAACAACAGGAAAGUAUUACUCGGGCGAUAUAUCCGAUGGUUUAUCCAGGGGUUGGUUCCCAAAGGAGGGAACACAACAUAUGUUUUCAGGCGAAGUGAAAGUUUCACGUACUAUUCCAGCGGGACAUUAUGACCUACAUAUGGGUUUUGUGGAGGCUUCAGCAGCUAAUACUGUUAAUUAUUAUGUCCUGUUUAAUAAUGAAAAUGUACCAAACGACAGAACGGGCCUCAACUCCCUGCAUGCUUCUAUAGAGAUUGCUAGUAGUAGCAGAAUCGUAGCAUCCACUUGUGAAUCUCUCAAAUCAUGGCAUCCCCCACCAGCUGGAAGACAUUCUCGUAUUCUAAAACAAGGUUCUGGCUGUCAGAAAAUAACAGUACCAAAUGGCUCGUUUGAAGUUGAUAGCACUGAUUGGCAGCAAUAUUCCGGUGGUUUUCAAUACAACAACGCACAAGCCAAGGCAGGUCAAAGGUCUAUCAAAGUUACAAAUGGUGGGGCUUCUCAUAAAUUCACAUUUUCCCCAGCUAUUACAAAAUUCACUCUUACUGGUUACGGUAAAUUUAUUGGAAAUCCACGAACAGCCACUGCUGAUUAUAGCUUGUAUUGUGAUAUAGAGAGAGCUGAUGGAUCUCACCUCUGGGGACAAAACGCGCCAUUCUCAACAGAGAAUUCCAAGUGGCAUCAAGGCAUUCUUAACGUAUAUGACGCUCAGGGUAUGAAAUCCGCUAAUUGUUACGUGUUGUACAGAAAUCAAAAUUCAGGGGAAGCAUAUUUUGACCAAAUUGAAAUGUGGAAAGUUGAUGAAAACACAGACUUCUCUACUUGUAAAGUUUAAUCUUUUCAAUAAACUGA
Patella vulgata (common limpet) is the source of this 1805-nucleotide messenger RNA. RefSeq lists its product as uncharacterized. The record is from RefSeq and is a predicted model, not a curated record. The transcript is spliced from 13 exons. Lineage: Eukaryota; Metazoa; Mollusca; Gastropoda; Patellidae. Bases 40 to 1788 code for a protein of 582 amino acids.